This is a messenger RNA of Prorocentrum cordatum, 2631 nucleotides long. The record is from the annotation of a GenBank genome assembly. Lineage: Eukaryota; Dinophyceae; Prorocentrales; Prorocentraceae.
AUGCCAGCGGGCGUGCUGGGCGCCGUGGCAAGCUCGGUCGUCGUUCAGCUCCUCUGCUCAGUCGCCUGCGCGCCGCCGGCGGCGGCCGCCUCGCCAGAGGACUGCACCGCGUGCGCCGCUGCUCCCGCGGAGGAGGACUGCUCCUGCAGCGCGUGCCGCGUGUCCCUUCUCCAGAGCCGGCGCGAGGUGACAUCGCCGAAGGCCUCGGAGAGCGCGGCUCUCGGCGCGAAGCUCUUUCCGAGGAAGCCGAAUAUCGUGCUCGUCUUGCCUGACGACAUCCGCAUCCCAGUGACGUCCGAGCCCACGAAUAACGGCGGGGUCAUGCCGAACCUCGAGAAGAUAGCUCAGUCUGGUGCCACUUUCGCGAGAGCUCUAGGCUACGCUACCGGCAUGAUGGGCAAGUGGCGUUUGACCCAAUCCGAGGAGGCAAAUUUCACCUCCCCGUACUCGGACCAGACAGCCCAUGUGAUGCGUUCAGGAUUCGAUUUUGUCGAUGGCCUGUACAUCGCGAACAUGUGCGACUGCAGCCACCCUAUUUGCGAUACGUUCAAUCACAACUUGCAGUGGAUGUUGGACAGGGCAGAGAUCUGGGAUAGCGUCGCCGAUAUCUCGAACAUGUUCGAGUAUGGGUCUUGCAGACACUUGUUGGCAGCCCUGCGCUGGAUCGACGAGUCGCUAGGGGUGCUCUACGACUUCCUCUCUGAGCGGGAUGUAAUCGGGGACCCGUAUAUCGCCGCCGGUCUGGGCAUCCGAGCUUGCACCGUGGUGGAAGAGCCAGUCAUCCACAUGGACAUGGCGCCGACGUUCUUGUCGAUCACAACGCAGUCGUGUUUCGACACGGCGACCAUGCCCAGAGAAGGCAUGAAGAGAUACGAGUGCCGCACCAGUCUCAUCAUCAAUAGGACACUCACCAAGCUGCAAGACCCCAUUCUCAUUGAUGAGUGCUCCUCCCUUGUCACGAACUUGGCUCUUUUUGUGGGCGAUGCUUACCCGGCCCUCUACGAUGAGGUCCAAGUGUACAAUAUUGUUUCCGACCCAACGGAGCAAGAGAACAUUAGCAGCAACAACCUGGAUGGCAAGAGCGAAGACAUCCGGUGCAUCUUCGCGGCGCUGAAAAGGCUGGACAACGCAAGGAAGGCCGACGCCCCAGCGGAGUUCGAGGACUGGUGCGUGACGUGCCGCGCAGGAGAGAUGCAGCAGAAACACCGGGUGGCACCACCUGCGAGGCUCGGGUUCAACUUCGUGGGGCACUGGCCCGUGGCGGAGGCACCGGCGGCCGCCUGCGAGGCGCCCGCCCCGGCUGGCUGCUGGGGCUUCGCGGCUGGGCUGCUGUUCGGCCUGGUCGGCGGCCUGCUGCUGGCGACGGCGGCGGCGGGCUGCUUCGCGGGCCUGCGGUGGCUUGCCCGACGCGCGGCCGCCUCCCUGGUUCACGCCGACGAGGGCAGCGGCCCUGCCAGCGAGGUGGUCGUGCGCCUGAUGGCCGCGGCCCCGCGGACCUUGGACGUCGCCGAGAGCCAGGUCUGCAUCAACUUCGACGACGACGACAACUUUCGGUGGCACCACAGGCUGCUCCUUUGGGUGGCCGCCACGCCCGACGGCGAGAUCCUGGUGCUGCAGCUGUCGGCCCACCUCGUGGUCGCCAUGGGGCGGGACGCCCCGUUCCCGCAGCGCGUGCGGGGGAACGUCUACGCGUUUGGCCAGCUCGAGCCCGACGCGCUGGACCACCUGCGGCUGGAGGGCCGGAACCUCGCCGUCGCCAUCCCAGCGGCGCCGCCGGGCGCCCGUGUGGCGCGCUGGGUCAUCGCGGAUCACGCCGUCGAGGGGUUUGGCGACGAGAUCGAGGCGAGGCUCGCGGCCUACGCCGACAGGUUCGUGGCGCGCGACGCCGUUGGGCUGGCCCUCGUCGACGACGGGCUCGGCUGGGUGGCGGUCGAGAACGUCCAGCCCGAGGAGCAGCCCCAGUGGGUCGCCGAGAAGCGGCGGGGCCCGGGCCGCGACCUUCGGGCCCCCCCCAUCCCGCCGCCGACGCGGGGAAAGCGGGUGCAGCUGAGCGCGGUGAUCGCCGCGUUGAGGCGGCAGGAGUCCCUCGCGGCGCGCGACUGGACGCCGGGCGAUUACUUUCGCCUGGCCCGGUUGAGGCCGGCCACGCGGGAGGCCUACGCGGCGGCGGUGGCGGAGCUCGAGGGCUCUCCCCUUGGCCCGUCUCACGACGCGCUGCACGCCGUGAGAGACUUGAAUGACAUUCAGGACAGCGUUGUCGUCGUCUGCGGUGCGGGCAUCUCCGUGUCCGCGGGCAUCCCGGAUUUCCGGUCCAAGGGCACCGGCCUGUACGACAACUUGCAGAAGUACAAUUUGCCCAGCCCGCAGGCUGUUUUCACGUUGGACUUCUUCCAGCAGGAUCCGUUGCCCUUCUUCCACCUCGCCCGCGAAAUCUACCCGGGCAAGUACGCGCCAACUUCGGCGCACGCGUUCUUGCGACUCUUGCAGGAGAAGCGUGUGCUCCGGCGCUGCUACACCCAGAACAUAGACACGCUCGAGCGCAUGGCGGGGGUGGAGGCUGGCGCAGACUUCGGAUCUCCAGAUUUGACCGGGUUGGUUAUACCAUGGAUGAUUGCGUUGGGUCUGUCUUAA